Akanthomyces muscarius is the source of this 363-nucleotide messenger RNA. RefSeq lists its product as uncharacterized. Lineage: Eukaryota; Fungi; Ascomycota; Sordariomycetes; Hypocreales; Cordycipitaceae. Bases 1 to 363 code for a protein of 120 amino acids. The record is from RefSeq and is a predicted model, not a curated record. The transcript has 5 exons.
AUGGGCAGCGAUGCAUCGUUCGCGCCAAACUACAUGACUCCAACACGCUGCUCCACUGACACGACUACCAGUCAUCAGCAUGUGCAACGCCAGCUUGCCAGACUUGUCUUGCAAGCAGCUCAACAGGAGCCCAGCUGGACAGGGGACAGCGGCCAGGGUAGAGCCAGCCAUGACGCCAUUUUUCUUUUUGGAGUUUUGAGUCUGUUUUGGGAAGAGUAUUCGGUGCGACAGUGGCAGACGCUUGAUUUCCAGGAUCAGCUCAAGGCUUCGUCUCUGCGAGGUGGCUGGAAUAGCUCCCCGAAGCUCAGAACCAUGCUGCCGAGACAGUUGGUGCUUCUGGCCGAGUCGCCGUCAGGACGCUAA